GGACCUAACCAAACCUGGAUACAGCAGGCGAGAGUCACCACGGCCGCUUACGCGAGUGUCCCUUCUAUUGGCGUUAGCUUUACUAUCCUAUGUUGUAGUUGACGGCCGUUGUACCCAAAUUCAUUCCAGUAGAAUGGCAGACUCAGGUGAAGUUGAAGAUUCUAUUUCUGCUAAUGAUAAUCUUACAAUGAACUCAAGUCCUGAUGACAAGUUUCCAGCAUGGAAUGAUCCAGUUGUCAACGGCAUUUCAAAUGGAUUCUCUGAUAAGCCGAAGGAAACAUCUGAGGUGAAUGGUGAUUCACAUGACAACAAAGAUAAAGAAAGGUCUAGAGAUAAAAAUAAGCACAGUAGCUGUUCAUCAAGCAAACAUCGAGAUCAUAGUCAAAGUAGCAGUAGUCACAAAAGUAAAAGCAAGGAUAAGGAUCGGGACAAAGAUAGAUACAGGGAGAAAGAUCGAGACAAAGAUAAGGAGCACAAAAGCAGUUCCUCAUCUGGCAAAGAAAAAGAAAAAAGCAGCUCUAGUUCUAACAGCAAGCACCACAAUAGUUCAAGCUCAUCAAGCAAAGACAAGCACAAAUCGAGCUCAAGUUCUGGUGAUAAGUCGAAGCACAGUUCGUCGAGUAGUGAUAAACAUCGCUCAAGCAAACAUAGCAGCUCCUCUGACAAAAAGCACUCUUCAAGCAGUUUUAGCAGCAAGGAUAAAGAGAAGAGCAAAGAUGACAAGGAUAAAGAGAGAUCCAAGGACAAAGAGAGAAGUCGUGACAAAGACAAGGAAAGAGUUAGUGACAGAGACAAAGAAAGGAGCAAGGAAAAGGAGAAGAGCAGAGAUAAGGAUAAAGAAAGAAGUAGAGACAAGGAAAGAGAAAAAAGUAGAGAUAAGGACAAAGAUAGGAAUAAGGACAAGCAUAAAGAUAGGUCAAGAGACAAAGAGAGAUCGAAAGAAGAUCACAGGGAGAAGCGUAGAGAUGAUGAUAAAAUGAAGCUGUACAACGGUGAAAAAGAGAACCGCAGAAGUGAUGAAGGCACAUUAAAAACUGCGGAGAAUACGAAGGUAAAAGUCAAGGAAGAGCUACAGCCUGAACCCCUUAAACGAGUUUAUAUCGAUGAUGACGAUGACGAUGAAAAUUUCCAACCUGCAGCAAAGAAAGAAUUUAAGCAAGAAAUGUUCUCAAAUGAUGAAGAUGAGGAGGAAGAAGCUGCCUCUAAAACAGAAGAAAGUGAGAGAGAAGACAUUAAAAUCCCACUGAAAGAAGUCAUCAAGUCCGAAGCAUCUGAAACAGAAGAUAGUUGUCUUAAUUUUGAUGAUAAUUGUAAGAAGGAUGUGAAGAAAGAAGAUGCAGAUGAAGAGUCAGAGGAUGACAAACCCUUGUCAGAAAGAGCACCUUUUGCAAACAAGAGGAAAGUUGAAGAUGAUGAUGAGUUGUCAGAGGAAGAUGUGCCACUGAGUAUACGGAAAAAAGUAAAAAAGGAGCCAACAAAGAAGAGGAAAAAAGCUGGAAACAACUCUGAAGAAGAAGAUUUUAAAUCUGCAAAGAAGAAGCCUGUCAAGAAAGAAAAGAAUAUUAAGAAAGAAACGCCUAGUCCCCAAAAAGGAGGCAGGAAAAAGAAAGAGGAAGAGGAAACCGAAGUUUGGAAAUGGUGGGAGGAGGAAAAGAAACCUGAGGGCGUGAAAUGGAGUUUCCUGGAACACAAAGGUCCCAUUUUUGCGCCUCCCUAUGAACGCUUGCCUAAAGAUGUGAAGUUUUACUAUGACGGUGAGCCAAUGGAAUUGUCCCAAGAUGCAGAAGAAGUGGCAACCUUUUAUGCUAGAAUGAUUGAGCAUGAAUAUACCACAAUGGAAGCUUUCAAUAAGAAUUUCUUCAAAGACUGGCAAAGUGUCAUGACGCACGAAGAAAAGAACACCAUCACUAAUCUAAAAAAAUGUGAUUUUACAAGGAUACAUAGGUACUUUCAACAGAAGUCAGAAGAACGCAAAGCAAUGAGCAAAGAAGAAAAGAAGGCUAUCAAGGAGGAGAAUGAAGCUCUUCAGAAAGAGUAUGGUUUCUGUACCAUCGAUGGCCAUAAAGAAAAGAUAGGAAAUUUCAAAAUUGAACCUCCCGGAUUAUUCCGUGGCAGAGGUCAACACCCAAAAAUGGGUAAACUGAAAUUGAGGGUACAGCCUGAGGACGUGCUAAUCAAUUGCAGCAAAGACUCCAAAUUCCCUAAACCGCCAGAGGGACACAAAUGGAAGGAAAUUAGACAUGAUAAUACUGUUACAUGGCUUGCCAGCUGGACCGAAAAUGUGCAAGGUCAAGUGAAGUAUGUGAUGCUAAAUCCCUCUUCAAAGCUGAAGGGGGAAAAAGAUUGGCAGAAGUAUGAAACUGCUCGAAAAUUAGCAAAAUCAGUGGAGGGAAUCAGGGAGCAAUAUAUUGCCGAUUGGAAAUCCAAAGAAAUGAGGAUACGGCAAAGAGCUGUUGCCCUUUAUUUCAUUGAUAAAUUGGCGUUGAGAGCUGGUAAUGAAAAAGAUGAAGAUCAAGCUGACACAGUAGGUUGUUGCUCUUUACGUGUCGAGCACAUCAAACUGCAUGAAACAUAUGGAGAGGACAAGUAUGUUGUGGAAUUUGACUUCCCUGGUAAAGAUUCCAUUAGGUAUCACAAUUUUGUGCCUGUUGAGAAGAAGGUGUUCCGAAAUUUGCAACUCUUCGUAGAAAACAAGAAAAAAGGAGAUGAUCUGUUUGAUCGUCUAAAUAUUUUACAAUACAACAGAGCCAACCGAGCCGUAGCAAUUCUGUGCAACCAUCAGCGUUCUGUUCCUAAAAGUCAUGAUAAGUCGAUGGGUAAUUUAGAAGAAAAAAUCGAGAAAAAGAAGGAACAGGUAGCAGAAGCGGAGAAACAGGUCAAGGAAGCCAAACGAGAGGCCAAAGGAGGAAGUGCGCAUGGAAAGAUGAAUCUGGAGAAAAAAACCAAAUGUCUGCACAGAUUGAAAGAACAGCUGGUGAAAUUGGAAGUCCAAAGAACAGACAAAGAUGAAAACAAAACUAUUGCUCUAGGAACAUCCAAGUUGAAUUAUCUUGACCCAAGGAUUUCCGUUGCCUGGUGCAAAAAGUAUGAUGUUCCAAUAGACAAAAUUUACAAUAAAACCCAAAGAGACAAAUUUCGCUGGGCAAUCGACAUGGCUGGGCCUGAUUAUGUUUUUUAAAUCAUAUUGGUAUAGUAAUUUUUUCCUCUAAUGAAAUGAUUUUAAUAAAAUAAUAAUGUGUGAUGUAUAUACAUUCUUGUAUGUACAUAAGAGUAGUUGUGCAUUCAAACUGUAUCUGUAUGUUUGCGUAUGUUAACUUCAAGAUUGUAAAAAAUUUAAAUUAAGCUAUAGAGAUUUUGUGAUUUUCUUAAAUUUUCUAAGACAUUUUGACCUUAAGAGCUUUGAGCUGAGUAUUAUUUUACUUGGAUGCUUUGGAUUCAUUCCUAAAUCUAUCUAUUCUCAUCAUCGAAUAUUUAUGUGUUACGACCGAACCAUUUAAGUGUGCACAUGGUGUUGUUAAUGCCUUUCUAAAGCAUAAUUUGCUCCAUAAGAAUGUUUGAAGAGAACUUUUAUUUAUCAAAAAGUAGAUUAAUUUAUUUUUAACUAUUUUGUAACCUUGUACUUUUUUAGACUAGUAGCUGCGUAAAUUACUUUCGUUUCCUGUGCUUUUUGUAUUUGAUGAUACUUGCAGUAUCUCAUAAAUGCUAAGUGGCAUGAUGGUGAAUCAGAGAAUCAUAAUUUGGUGAUUGUAUUAAGUUGUUCCAGUGCCAAUCAACACUGGAAUUUAUUGUAACUACUGUAUGAUCUCCUAAUUAAAUUUUAUUAACCAACCAUGAAAGAAGA
Bemisia tabaci is the source of this 3841-nucleotide messenger RNA. The record is from RefSeq and is a predicted model, not a curated record. NCBI's taxonomy places the organism in Eukaryota, Metazoa, Arthropoda, Insecta, Hemiptera, Aleyrodidae.